Peniophora sp. CBMAI 1063 is the source of this 1653-nucleotide messenger RNA. Lineage: Eukaryota; Fungi; Basidiomycota; Agaricomycetes; Russulales; Peniophoraceae. The record is from the annotation of a GenBank genome assembly.
AUGGAGACUGAAGAGAGGAACGCACAACCAUCGCCCAUCUCGCGCCUUCCUACCGAGCUUCUUACGACUGUCAUCAAAGUCAUCAUUCACGAUCCUACCUAUUCUCACCGGGGCGAAUAUCUGCCUGGCGUGUCCAUAGCCGUCUCACAAGUGUGCAGAUUCUGGCGCGAGGCGGCGUUCAGUCCCGCGUGUAGAGCGCUAUGGGCGCACGUGCCACUUCGGCACAACGCGGACUGCGUAGAUGCGUUCAUGAAGCGCUCGCACCCACUUCCUACCAUCGUGGCCAUAGAGCUCGGCAAUACGAGCACGCCCACAUCCUUCCUUGCACUCGCCCAAGCCAUGCUGCACAUGGAUCGCAUCGGAUGUAUCUCUUUCCACACGGAAUAUCAAGCUGAGAUGGCCUAUGAUCCAGUUGAGGAAGACCUACGCCGCCGUGUAUAUGACAUACUAUCUGCCCAUCCGGCUCCAUCGUUGAAAGACUUCAUCUGGUCUUGUUUGAUUGAUGAUGGUUUCGACGAUCUCAUACUACCGACUAGUCUAUUCGGAGGAAGGGUGCCGGAAAGUCUCCGUCGUGUUCGGAUGGAGGGUACGGAAAUACCCCUCGAACAUACCAUAUUACGCGCAAACCUGACGUCUCUCGAUCUUACCUGGUGUAUGGCAUGGAGAGACAUAGAUGGCCUCCUCGAUAGCCUAUCAUGCAUGUCCGGCUUGCAACAUUUUGUCCUUGACGCGACCCUCUUAUGGAACGACGGAUCCUCCCAGUCAUACGAUCUGCGUUCAGUCGAUCUACCGUGUCUGCGCACCUUUUGCAUAAGAGGCGAUGCUACACUGAGGAUGUCGGCGCUCGUCUUUGCAUACCUACGUAUCCCUAUUAAUACUCGCAUCCACCUAUCUUGCGAUUUCGGAGAGGCGCUCCAGGCCGACGUAACGCUGUUAUGCAAUGGCCUCGUGGCUCACUAUCGCAGCCACGAACCGAAGGACGGCACUCCCGACACGUUCUCGUCAGUCUCAGUCAGAGUUUGUGGAGCUAAUACGGAUGGUCUCGUCUUAGGAGCAUCUGUGCGCGGCGGUACGCCUCGCUUGUCCCUGGCACUAUCAGGCGCGUGGCCACCUAAGGCCCACCGCGCUAGGAUAACGUCGGUCGUACAUACAAUCCUCAGCUUACCAGCUGCGAGGCACGCAAGACGUUUCGAUGUGGCGCACAUAAAUUGGUUCGCCUUGGGGCGGGUAGCGGACUGGUUCCCCCUGCACACGUACCUCCCUGACUUGGACUCGAUACAUGUAUCUCGGUCAAACUUCCGCGGCUUGGCACCGCUGCUUCUUUCACCUUCUUCCACUGAAGCGCCUACUGCAUUCACCAGCCUCAAGCAGUUGCACAUCACGAGCCUGACCUUCGACACGAAAGGUCCCGAGGCAGCUUUCUUCUUCGUCGCAUUGACCCGUAUCGCACACUAUCGCGCAGCCUGCGGCCAUCCGUUGAAGUCUAUCGUCUUUCGCUCACGCUGGUACGCGACAGUGUUUGUGAAGCUGCUGUCAAACGUACUCCCGGAGGUCGAUGUUCGCGAGGAGAAAGAUGGAACUAUGGAUCAUGCGCUGGAAACAUUCUACAACGAAGGCGGUGAUCGAGACAUCACAGGCAUUGAGUAUAUGUAA